CUUCUCUCCAAACUGUUUGGCAGCAGGGAGAUGCGAAUACUGAUGCUUGGUUUGGAUGCGGCUGGCAAGACUAGUAAAUCUCUCAAUUUAGGCUGUAUUUUUCAAGCAAUUCUGUAUAGGCUUAAAUUGGGCUCCUCCGUUACCACCAUUCCAACUGUUGGCUUUAAUGUCGAAACUGUCCAAUAUAAGAACAUCAAAUUUAAUGUCUGGGAUGUCGGAGGUCAAGAGAAGAUACGACCCCUCUGGCGUCAUUACUAUACAGGCACUCAGGGUCUUAUAUUUGUUGUUGAUAGUGCAGACAGAGAUAGGAUUGUUGAGGCUCGCCAAGAACUUCAUCGUAUUGCGUGCGAUAGGGAAAUGAACGACGCUAUCAUUUUGAUUUUUGCAAAUAAACAGGAUAUUCCGAGUGGUAAGAGCUUCUUCUAG
Protopolystoma xenopodis is the source of this 426-nucleotide messenger RNA. Lineage: Eukaryota; Metazoa; Platyhelminthes; Monogenea; Polystomatidea; Polystomatidae. The record is from the annotation of a GenBank genome assembly.